AUGUUCUCCAAAUCCGUGUUCGUUACCCUAGCCACGUCUCUUCUCAGCGCGGGGCUUUCGCAGGCCUUGCCAACAUUUCAAGAUGAUUACCCAGCUUCCAGCAAGGGAGCCGUGUACUUUCAAACCAACGAGCUCUCCAAUAGCGUAGUUGCGCUCUACGUUCACCAGAACGGCUCGCUCUCGCUCGGAGGGAAAGGCGGAGACCGGCGGUGCGGGUGCCAGCUUCAUCAGCGCCGCUACCAAUAUGUCUGCCGGCCCUGAUUCUCUUGCCAGUCAGGGUGCCGUCAAAGUGGUUGGAAACAGCCUUUUCGUGGUCAACAGUGGUGACGACACUGUGUCGAUGUUCUCUAUUGACGCUUACGAUCCAACCAACUUGACUCUUUGGGUUCGACCGCCAAGGUACCUGGUGAAUUUCCUGUGAGCGUGGGAUGCGUCGUCUGCUGCACGAGCUUGUUUGUGUGGGCACGAGCGGUGCCAAGUCAGGUGUCUCGUGUGCACCCUUCGCCCCCAAUGUGGGAAUUGGCAAGUUUGACUUUUUGAGAGAGUUCGAGCUAGGCCAGUCGACGCCUCCAGUGGGCCCAGGAAACACUGUAUCCGAAGUGUACUUUUCUGAAGACGAGACGACCUUGAUUACUGCUGUCAAGGGUAACGGAACCGCCGAAAACAAGGGCUAUGUUUCGGUCCACUCUGUGUCUGUCGCUUCCGAAUACGGGGGUGCUCGUCUUUCGCCUGCUGACAUUCGUACCUCUCUGAACGAAACGAAUUUGCUUUUCGGCUUCGAGCAGAUUCCGGAAUCGGACCGCUACUUUGUGGCUGACCCAUCCUUUGGUGCAGCUAUCUUCUCCGUUGACGAAGCUUCGGGUGUCUCCGGGUUUGUCAGUAAGCAGGAAAUCCCCGGCCAAAAGGCCAGUUGUUGGGCCGUGGUCUCGUCUCUCUCUAACUCUGCGUUUGUGACGGACCCUCUUGUCGGCCACAUUGUAGAGAUGAGCCUGUACGAUGCUAGCAUUGUGUCAGUAACGAACACUACCGACGCGUACAUCGACCUUAUUACGGCAGGCGACUACGUUUAUGCACUAAGUCCGGGCAGCGGCAAUUCUACAGGUGCUUCCGUGUCAGCAUUUUCGGGUAAGUCUGGAGACGACCGGACUAUACUACAAUCCUUGAAUGUCGGCGAUUGGGCCGGCAAGAGCGCCCAAGGCCUGGCCGCGUUCCCUAGCUGGUGA
Molecule: messenger RNA, 1223 nt
Organism: Lachancea mirantina
Lineage: Eukaryota; Fungi; Ascomycota; Saccharomycetes; Saccharomycetales; Saccharomycetaceae
Source: the annotation of a GenBank genome assembly